This is a messenger RNA of Hevea brasiliensis (rubber tree), 3788 nucleotides long. RefSeq names its product probable LRR receptor-like serine/threonine-protein kinase At3g47570. Gene Ontology annotation, molecular function: protein kinase activity; ATP binding; protein binding. The coding region runs from base 47 to 3472 and encodes 1141 amino acids. Lineage: Eukaryota; Viridiplantae; Streptophyta; Magnoliopsida; Malpighiales; Euphorbiaceae. Gene Ontology annotation, biological process: protein phosphorylation. The record is from RefSeq and is a predicted model, not a curated record. The transcript has 4 exons.
CAUCUUCCUACCAUACAUCAAACGCACUUGUCUCCAUAUCAUAACCAUGGCAAACAGUUGCCUCUUAUUCGUAAAAAUGAUCGUUGCUUUUCUUCAGUUCUAUAUUAUUGCUUGCUUCGCCAUUAACACUGAUGAGCAAGCUCUUCUUGCCUUCAAAGCUCAAAUUACGUUCGAUCCUUCCAAUAUCCUGGCAACUAACUGGUCCACUGCCACCUCCUUUUGCAACUGGAUAGGUGUUUCUUGCAGUCGUCGCCAUGGAAGAGUCACAGCCUUGACUCUUCCCGACAUGGGUCUCAAUGGCACCAUCACUCCAGACCUUGGAAAUCUCUCAUUCCUUGCAACCUUGGAUAUAAGUAAUAAUAGUUUCAAAGGCUAUAUACCUCAUGAGUUGGGUAAGUUACGACGACUGAAAUUGAUUAAUUUGGUGGCCAACAAAUUGAGUGGAGAAAUACCAGAAGAGCUCGGAAAUCUUUCCCAGUUGCAGUUCUUGUUACUGGGAGCUAACCAACUUUCAGGAUCGAUACCGUCCACAAUCUUCAACAUCUCUUCGCUGAAAAGGAUUACUCUUGCAUCAAAUCACCGGCUGUCAGGCACGCUUCCAGAGGAUUUGUGCGAGCAUCUGCCGGUACUUGAAGAGCUGGAGAUCUCUUUCAACAAUUUGUCAGGCAGGAUUCCACCGAGUCUACAGAAAUGCAAGAAUCUUAAGAUCCUGGGAUUGGAUGGUAGUAACAAAUUCACAGGAAGAAUACCCAAAGAACUUGGCAACAUAACCACGCUUGAGGAGUUAUAUCUUGGUUUCAAUGAAUUUGAAGGUGAAAUUCCAGCAGAGAUUGGUAAUCUCCGAAACUUAGUAAGAUUUGCAGUGGAACACAGUGGCCUCACAGGAUCAAUUCCUCCUGCCAUCUUCAACAUCUCUUCUCUUAAAGAUCUUGUUAUUGCAAACAACAGCAUAUUCGGAAGUCUCCCUAUGGAUCUCUGUCAUCGCCUUCCAAAUCUUGAAAUACUUUUUCUUUACGAUAAUAAAUUCAUAGGAAGCAUACCAAGAGAUAUAGGAAACUGCACAAUGUUACAGCAACUGCGUCUAGCAAGAAACAACUUUACAGGUGCCAUACCUCUGGAGAUGGGUAAUCUUAGAUAUCUGAAGGUGCUGAGAUUGCCAGUCAACAGCUUAAUAGGUUCCAUUCCACCAAAUAUCUUCAACAUUUCCACAUUGGAGGAUAUUACUUUAGCUGUAAAUCUCCUCUUUGGCAAUCUUCCAUCUAAUUUAGGUUUAUGGCUCCCUAAUCUUAAACGUCUUCUCCUAGGAGGAAAUGAACUAGAUGGAAUUAUCCCAAGCACUAUUGGAAAUGCUACUAAGCUUGUCCAGUUAGAGUUGAGUGAGAAUUUGUUCACUGGCACUGUACCAAUGACCUUUGGUAACCUUGAAUUUUUGCAGUUGCUUGCCCUAGAAGGUAAUAUUCUUAUUAAUGACCCAUCAACUCCAGAAUUGAGCUUUCUUACUUCUUUGACAAAUUGCAAGCACUUAAUAGUAUUGGCAUUAGCAAAUAAUCCUCUUAAUGGAAUCUUCCCACCUUUUGUUAACCUCUCAACCACUCUUGAAGUUCUUGAAGUGACUAAUUGCAAAAUUACUGGCAUGAUACCGAGGGGACUGAGCAAUUUAAGCAGCUUGAUAUCUUUAAGCCUAAGUGACAAUGACUUGACUGGACCAAUUCCUGAUACAUUCAUAAAUUUGGCAAAGGUACAAAGAUUGUAUCUUAGUGGCAAUAUGAUACAGGAUCCCAUUCCAAAUAAUCUAUGUCGUCUGAGCAAUCUGGGUGAGUUAAGACUGAGCAGAAACAGACUGUUAGGGUCAAUACCAAGUUGCUUUGGGAAUCUUACCUCUCUAAGGGAUCUGCAGCUUGACAGCAAUAAUUUAACUUCCAGUAUACCGUUCAGCCUCUGGAGCCUUAAGGACAUGUUGGUUUUGAACUUGUCAUCAAAUUCACUUGAUGGAAAGCUGCCAUCUGAAAUUGGAAAUUUAGAGGUCAUUUAUCAAAUGGACUUGUCAAAGAAUCAAUUCUUUGGUGGUAUUCCUAGUGAAAUCGGUGGUCUCCAACAGUUGAUUUAUCUCUCUUUGUCACGUAAUAAAUUCCAAGGACCUAUACCAGGUUCAAUUGGGAGCACUGUGAGCUUGGAGUACUUGGAUCUCUCCAAUAACAUACUCUCUGGUGUGAUUCCCAAGUCACUGGAAGCACUAUCAUAUCUCAAAUACUUGAACUUGUCUUACAACAGGCUAGAAGGAGAAAUUCCUAGCAGAGGACCUUUUACAAACUUCACAGCUCAAUCUUUUAUGCACAAUGUUGGACUCUGCGGAGCUCCUCAGCUAGGCUUCAAGCCUUGCAAUGCUCCUAGUAGUCCUCAAAAAUCAAUAAGAUUUCUGAAAUAUGUUUUACUAGCUACAGCUUCAGCAAUAUUGGUAUUAGCCUUCGUAUAUGUGCUGGCAAGGCGGUGGAGAAAAAAGGAGAACAGUCCUGCCUCUACUUGGUCUGAUUUGCUACAUAUAGCAACGUGUAGAAGAUUUUCAUACCAGGAACUCAUGCUGGCUACAAAUGGAUUCAACGAAAGUAACCUACUUGGUAAAGGGAGUUGGAGUUCUGUUUAUAGAGGGAUGCUUGUUGAUGGUAUGGCUGUUGCAGUAAAGGUAUUCAAUUUGCAGCUAGAAGGAGCACUAGAAAGUUUUGAGGCAGAAUGUGAAGUUCUUCGAAACAUUCGUCACAGAAAUCUUAUCAAAAUUAUCAGCAGCUGUGCCAAUGUUGAUUUCAAAGCAUUGGUGAUGGAGUUCAUGCCCAAUGGUAGCCUUGAGGCUUUGUUGCACUCUAAUUCCUAUUUCUUGGAUAUGCUACAGAGGUUAAACAUCUUAGUAGAUGUUGCACUUGCUAUGGAAUAUCUCCACUACAAUUAUUCCACACCAGUGGUUCACUGUGACAUAAAGCCCAGCAAUGUCCUGUUGGAUGAAAAUAUGGUUGCCCAUUUAGGCGACUUUGGAAUUUCGAAGCUCUUGGGUGAAAGCAUAUCAAUGACACAAACCAAAACGCUAGCCACAAUUGGAUAUAUGGCACCAGAGUAUGGAUCACAGGGUAUAGUGUCCACAAGAGGAGAUGUUUACAGUUAUGGAAUCAUGUUGAUGGAAACAUUGACAGGGAAGAAGCCCACAGAUAAAAUGUUCGAAGGAGAAAUGUGCUUGAAAGAUUGGGUAUUAGACUCAAUGCAGAAUGGAGAAAUUAGUGUGAUCCUGGAUUCCAACUUGUUAAACACAAAUGAGAGUGAUUUUGCAGCUAAGGUGCAAUGUGUAUCAUCUGUCAUGAGUUUGGCUGUUGAAUGUUGUGAGGAAUCACCUGAAAUGAGGAUCAAUACACGAGAGGUUCUGCAGAGGCUGAGGAAAAUAAAGGACAAGUAUGAAAAGAACAUUCAAGCGACUUUCAAAUUACCAUAAAAUCUUCUCUUUUUCUUUACAAAUUCUUGAAGUGGAAUUGGUUGCCAGUGUCUCAAAAUUUUUUACUUCUAUCAUAAGCCAGGAACUUUGAUGGUUAAGCUACUAUAUAUAUAGUUUCAACUCUUAUGUUUACAUAAAACAAUUUAUUCCUCUAAAUUCUAGGGUGUACGAGAUAGUUUUAAGAAAAGUGGUGUCCUCUGUAAUGCUGUGCAUUAGGUUGGUUCAGUUUCAUAUAGAACCGAACCUCAAUAAUUGAAAUGAAAAUUUUUAUGAACUGAAUUGAAUUACAUAGAAAAAUAAACUGAUUUUUCAAUUU